AUGGUGGAUCUGGCACGAGCACGACUAGCGAAAUCGCUGGGUUUAGAGAGUGUCCAGUGCGUGGAAGCAGAUGCGGCCUCAAUGCCUUUUGACGCAGAGACCUUCGAUGCUGUUGCGUGCAGCUUCGGUGUCCUUCACCUUCCUGAGCCAGAGGCCUUUUUCACCGAGGCUUUGCGAAUUCUGCGGCCGGGUGGCCGUCUCGGCUUUACGGUUUGGGCGCCCACUCCAUCCACAGAGGCGCUCGCACUUGUGCACACAGCAGUCCAGCAGCACGGAAACCCAAACGUUCCCUUGCCAGAAGCACCUCCUUUCUUCCGCUUUGCAGAUGCAGCAGAUACUGCUCGGACACUUUCUGCGGUGGGAUUUGCGGAGAUUGUGUCCAAGCAGGUUGCAAUGUGCUGGGAGGUGAAGGAUGCAAGGGAGACGUUUGUGGCUUUCCGGGAUGGCACUGGGCGCACAGCUGCACUGUUGGCGGGCCAAUCCCCUGAGCAGCUACAGGCAAUCGAGGCCGCCAUAACUGAGGGAACAGAGGCAAAACGGAGCGGUCCCGACCAAUCUUGCCGCCUCCAGAUGCCUUGCAUAUUGACUCUUGCCACCAAACGCUGA
Molecule: messenger RNA, 606 nt
Organism: Symbiodinium necroappetens
Lineage: Eukaryota; Dinophyceae; Suessiales; Symbiodiniaceae
Source: the annotation of a GenBank genome assembly